UUGGAUUAGAUACGAGUUUGUUUUGAUUUUGCAUUCCUUGUGUGGAGUUAACAAAUACAUACUAACUGAACUAAACCGGCUACCAAACUCUCAAUCGACUGAAAAUGUCUAAACAACAGUUGUUGCGUGAGUUUUUAAAUGAUCGUUUAACGGCGGCUGCUGUGGAGAUUUUCRGGGAAGUUGAAAAAACGGUAGUGGAAUACCAGGAGGAGAACGAUCGGCUACGGAAACUGCUGGGGAUCUCACCCGAGAUACAACUAUGUAGAAUAGAUUCCCUGCAGCGCUCUGUCUCUGAAGAGGAGGUUCCCCCUGAGCAGCAGCACUGUGAGCAGGAGUGGAACCCCAGUCUGGGGCAGGAGGACCCAGAGACCACACAGAUUAAAGAGGAACAGGAGGACCUGAAGAGCAGUCAGAAGGAAGAGCAGCUUCAAGGGGUGGAGCCUGAUAUCAUAGAUUUAGAUUUCACUCCUCCUUGUGUGAAAAGUGAAUGUGAUCUGGAGGACCCACUUUGGUCCUUUACUCUUCCUCAAAMCAAGACUGAGGAAAACAGAGAGAGUGACUCUAAACCAGUGGAUCUCAAACCUUUUGUCACUGUGACCCACAUUAAGGGUCUCAACAUUCCCUGUGACCCUCCAGAUAAUCAAAACAAUGCCUCCAGCCACAGCUCAGCUGUAAGCAGCGACACAGUAGGACUUGACAAUAGUSCACCAUUGGGUCCCAGCCCACUAUUGGAUCUCAACUCACCAUUAGAUCCCAGCCCACCAUUGGGUUCCAGCCCACUAUUGGGUUCCAGCCCACUAUUGGAUCCCAGCCCACCAUUGGGUCCCAGCCCACUAUUGGAUCUCAACUCACCAUUGGAUCCCAGCCCACCAUUGGGUCCCAGCCCACUAUUGGAUCUCAACUCACCAUUAAAUCCCAGCCCACCWUUGGAUCCCAGCCCACUAUUGGAGGAACACUGUUCCAAACCCAGCACCACAUCUAGAAGAACUCACCACUGCCGUGACUGUGGUAAAACGUUUGCUCUGAAAGCUGACCUGCAGAGGCAUGUGACUCUCACCAAGAAGAGACUCAGUGAAUGCCGCUUCUGCAAAAAACGCUACAACUCCACCUGUCAACUGAAGGCCCAUGUCCGACUCUGUCACAGUGGGAAACCCUGCACCUGCCCUGUUUGUGGAAAGACCUUUAAAUACAAAGGAGUUCUGCCCAAGCACAUGAGGAUUCACCAAGGAGAAAAAUCUUUAAGCCGUGUUGACUGUGAGAAAAGCUUCAGUCACAAGGAUGCCCUAAACUUGCAUAAACUGACUCACACUGGAGAAAAAACAUUUAGCUGUGGUGACUGUGAGAAAAGCUUCAAUCUCAAGAAUAACCUAACCAGGCAUAAACUGAUUCACACAGGAGAGAAACCAUUUAGCUGUGGUGACUGUGGGAAAAGCUUCAGCCUCAAGAAUAACCUAACCAGGCAUAAACUGAUUCACACAAGAGAGAAACCAUUUAGCUGUGGUGUCUGUGGAAAAAGCUUUAGUCAGAAAGGGGACCUAGGGAGGCACAAACUGACUCACACAGAUGAUAAACCAUUUAGCUGUGGUGACUGCGRGAAAAACUUCAGACAGAAAGGGGACCUAAGGAGACACAUACUGACUCACACAGGAGAGAAACCAUUUAGCUGUGGUGACUGUGGGAAAAGCUUCAAUCAGAAGGGGGACCUAAGUAGGCAUAGACAGACACACACAGGAGAGAAACAACAUGGCUGCUCAGUCUGUGGUAAAAGAUUCAUUCGUAAGGCUCAUCUGCUGAAGCAUGUGAAUAACGUCCACAACGAAAGAAAACAGGAUGAAAACAAGAACAACGAAAAUGAGGAUUAAAAUCUAGUUAGGACAAAGAGGAUCUGCGGUUAUAGCAGAUGGGAAUUAAAAGACAGGAUGUGAACACUUAGAAAAACAAAGCAACUCUGCAUUAUUGACGCUGUGGUUUUUCAAAUAAAUGAAUGUGUGAUGGAUUUA
This is a messenger RNA of Salvelinus sp. IW2-2015, 2000 nucleotides long. RefSeq names its product zinc finger protein 3 homolog. The record is from RefSeq and is a predicted model, not a curated record. Gene Ontology annotation, biological process: regulation of transcription by RNA polymerase II. Gene Ontology annotation, molecular function: DNA-binding transcription repressor activity, RNA polymerase II-specific; RNA polymerase II cis-regulatory region sequence-specific DNA binding. Gene Ontology annotation, cellular component: nucleoplasm. NCBI's taxonomy places the organism in Eukaryota, Metazoa, Chordata, Actinopteri, Salmoniformes, Salmonidae.